Molecule: messenger RNA, 2947 nt
Organism: Adelges cooleyi (spruce gall adelgid)
Lineage: Eukaryota; Metazoa; Arthropoda; Insecta; Hemiptera; Adelgidae
Gene: S2P
Product: membrane-bound transcription factor site-2 protease
Exons: 6
Coding region: 354-1841 (495 amino acids)
Biological process (GO): regulation of response to endoplasmic reticulum stress; membrane protein intracellular domain proteolysis
Cellular component (GO): membrane; cytoplasm
Molecular function (GO): metalloendopeptidase activity
Source: RefSeq, a predicted model, not a curated record
GCUGCGGUAGAGCUCUGAGCUAGCAUAUUAAGUAUUAACGAUGAACGACAAAAUACAGUUACAUUUUACCAUUACAUUAUAUAAUACAUAUAAUAUUAUAUGAAUAUAAAUUUACAUUCUAUUACAAUAUUAAUUAUAAAGUUAAUUACUCAAAGUACCUAUUUGAUACGUUUCCCGGUUUUAAUAUUGAUGUAAAAUUUAUAAACACCCGACUUCGAAAUAUUAUAUUAUUAUGAUAAUUUAUUUUUUAAACAUUUUCAUACCAUUGUCCAUUAUUAUAAUGUAAUACGCACGAAUUAAAAUUGUUGCGUUCUUUUGAAAUAGUUCAACGGCGGCAAGUUUUGUCUGUCACCAUGGAUUUAUUCGGCUUACUCAUUAUUGUAAUGCUAUUCUACGUAGUAAUUCUGUUUCUAGAUGUUACGUUUAAGUCGUGUUCUCACUAUCCGUACAUUGUUUUUCUCCAAAAGACUGGACUGACCGUGGGACCUUUUCAACUUCAGUGGUAUACCACAUCUUUGAAUCGGAUGAUUUUGAAAAUAUCUUUUUGGAAUCCUAAAUUUCAAGCGCUGUGGUUCACAUUUGGAUCUUGGGUUACUAUUUGUCUUAUUGUGCCAUCAAUAUGCUUAGUGAUUGUUUCGUGUGGACAAAUAUUCAACAGAAUGUAUUCAGUACCAUCAACUGAACCAGUUCAACAACAAACACCAAUUUUAGAACCAGCUGUUCCGGGUAUAAAUUUACCAAUGGCAGAUUUCGGAUACUACAUUAUAGCAUUAAUGACAUCUACAAUAUUUCAUGAAUUAGGCCAUGCUUUAGCAGCAAUUAGGGAAGAUUUACACGUUGAUGGAGUUGGAAUGUUAUUUGUUUUAAUAUUACCUGUAGCUUAUGUUCACUUAGAGGAUAUAGCAUCAAUACCAUGUAGUAAACAACUCCGAGUAAUGUCUGCUGGUGUGUGGCACAAUGUUGUUCAAGCUAUGUUGGCAUAUAUCGUUUUGUUACUGUUACCAACUUUUAUGUCACCUUUUUAUUCAAUUGGUUAUGGAGUCAGUGUUACUAAUGUCGAUCAGAGAUCUGGUUUGCAUAGCAAAGGUGGACUUGAAAUUGAAGAUGUCAUAACACAUUUGGGAGAUUGUCAAGUGGAUGAUUUUAAAACAUGGUCUGAAUGUUUAAAAUACACUUUAAUGAGUACACAACCUGGUUUUUGUUUAUCAUCGGAAUUCGUUCAGGAUCACGAUUUAACAAAGCACGUUGAACACAAUUUGGACGGUGUGCUACUUUGCUGCGAUCCAAAUACUUUAACAGAUUUAUGUUUCGAGUAUAUUGAAUCGUCGUCAGAUCCUCAAGAACUCCCACAACAUUCCUGUCUCAAUGUCAGAAAGGUGACUGAAAAUUCAUUGUCGUUUUGUGAUUUAUCUCACCAUUGUCCAUACGCUCAUUGUUUUCGGCCAUCGCUCAAUAAUCUCACUAAGUUAGUUGUCAUUAAGCGCAAAAUGAGAAACGAUGUGUUAUUCCUUGGUCGACCUAUGGAUUUAUCGUUCGUGUCUGUGACAGAAUACGUACCAAAGACUGAUUACUUAUCAUACAGAUUACCUCAAUCUUUAGAAAAGUUCUGUAAAUAUUUAUUGAUGUUUGCUGGAGGGUUAGCUAUCAUCAAUGUGAUACCAUGCUUUUACUUUGACGGUGACAAAAUCACCAGAGUCUUAGUAAAUACAUUGCUUAAAGAUCACGUCGAACUUCUAAGUGUACGAUUAGCUAUUUCUCUUUGUUUAUCGUUAUUAGGUUCUUUAAUUUUAGUUAUUUAUUUACUUCUAGGGUUCUGGUCACUUUUAGGAGUGAUUAAAUAAUAAUAUUUGAAAAUAAUAUUAUAUAAAAUAAAGAAUUUAAAAUUUAAAUAGACUAUUAAUAAUAAUUUAUUGUGUUUGAUUAUUUUCUAAUUGACAACUUAUAAAAAUAAUGUUGCGUUACCUAGCUUAACAUUUUUUUUUUAAUUUUGAAAAUACUUAUACUGGUUUCAAAUAAUAGUAUUUUAUUUUAUAUGUAGCCAAUAGUGAGGCUUGUAUGUUUUAUUUUAUCCAUUAAAUAUACCUAAAUGUACAUACCAGUUAUGUAUUAAAAUUUGUAAAAAAAUUUACAAAAACCAAAAUAUCCUGUACAAUUUUUUUAAAACUAUUAAAAGACAACACCUCUGUUUUUUCGACAUUUUUAAAUAACAUCAAGUCUUUUAUUUAUAUGAUCAUACAAAAUGUUGUAUAUAAAUGAUUAGAUUAAAACCAUUUUGUAGAUAUUGAAGGCCGUAAAAUACGUUUGUAGCCAAGAAAGCUUUAAAUUUGGUUAAUAGAAAAAAAUAAUAUUUAUAAAGGUAUUGAUUAAAAUCAAUAGUUGCAGAAACAUUGUAAUGUGGCAAUUAAAUGUAACUGGUGAGGUUUCUACAACAAUCUAUAUUUCACCAAUUCUUAUAAUCCUAACUAAUAAUUUAACUAUAUUUUUGACAUCAUACUUUUAUAAAUAAUUUUUCACUUACAAAUCAUUGCAGUCUUAAUAUAUUUACUAUAGCAAAUAUCUUAAAAGGAUUUUAAUAAAAGCAAACUACAGAACUUGUGUUUGUAGUGCUGUUUUCAAUGUUGUAGUACACAAUUUGUUUUUGAGUGUGUGAGGCGUUUUAUAUGAAACUAAUAAUAUAUUUUAUACUACUUUUUUAAUAGUUUUUUUUCGUUUUUUAAUUUACAUUUUUUUUUUUCUAACAGUUGAAUUUUGUGUUUAAAAUAAGAUUGUUAUGAUUAUAAGUAUCGACUUAUGAUUUUGUGUUGUUAAUUAUUUUAAUACCAUUAUUAUAUUAUUGUAAACAAAUGUAAACUCUUAUUUAAUUCAUUUUUUAUAAAUGUAUACAUUUUAUAAUAGUUCAUAAUUCAAAAUGGUGUGUUAAGUGUUUACUAAAAACUACUCUGUUUAA